Molecule: messenger RNA, 2692 nt
Organism: Ananas comosus (pineapple)
Lineage: Eukaryota; Viridiplantae; Streptophyta; Magnoliopsida; Poales; Bromeliaceae
Exons: 14
Coding region: 148-2121 (657 amino acids)
Biological process (GO): response to endoplasmic reticulum stress; positive regulation of ERAD pathway
Cellular component (GO): endoplasmic reticulum
Source: RefSeq, a predicted model, not a curated record
UAUUGAUUUCCAUUUGGAGAUCUUCUUCUCCGUCGCCCUUCGUUCCUUCUCAGUUCUCCCAUGGGAUUCGUCACCUACCGAUCGAACCCGAACACCUCGAAGAAACCCUAGAGCCCCCAUUGCUACGAAGAGGAGGGGAUCGGGGGGAUGGAUCCCGAGCAAACCUUCCUCCGCGUCCACGCGCGGCUCUCGGGCAUGCUCUCGCAGCUCCUCACGCCGAGGAUUCGCUUAGCGUUGGAGUACAUCUACCUCGGCGUCGCCGUCGCCCUCUUUUGCUUGCUCGUCGUGAUGCACACCAACUUCGUUCAACAGCCGGGCUGUUCAAGCGAGUUUUCAGGAAUUGAAUUUACUGAAGCUCAACUUGUCCAGAUUAAGAUUACAGGUUAUGGCCUAUGGGACAGAAGAUCUGCUGACCAGAAUCUCGUGGGUCUUUGGAAUCAGGAAAGCUCAACCGAGAAUCCUGAAAUACAAGAAGUUAACGGUGAUGAGUUCACGAUAUUUACAACCAAGUUUUGGUCAAAUUGGAUUGGUUCUGCUAGGAGGAGUAAGUUGGUUUUUCGAUCUUGGAAGGCUGAUAAAGAGUUUCUUAAACCUCAAUCAGAAAAUACAGCUGAUAUGAACAUUGUAAAGACCAUUCUAGGCGGAAUAGAUAAUCAUGCUUUAUCUACAAGGGAUUCAUUUAAUUCAUUAAUUUCCCAAUUCUUCAGUAAGUGGAAAAGGCGGUCUGUUUCAAUGUAUAACAUUGCAAAGGAGCUAGCUGAGAAUACUGGCCAAUUAAUGAACAGUUCAACGUGGCAUGAGUUUCUUGAUAUUUCCAAUUUCCUUCAAAUGCUUCGUAUGGAACAUCUUCACUCAUUGAUAGUGCAGUGGCUUGAGAGGAGAAGCCAAGCAUUUGAGCCAAUGUACCUAUACACUAUUGAGAAGGGGUAUUUCUUGCUUUCUGAAGGUGCCAAAUCUCGGCAUGGCAUCCAAACUAUAAAUAUUACUCUUUCUGCUCGAAAUUCCUGCUUUGGAAACAGGUGGCAACAACUUCUGAUAAACGGUAUUGUUGGUUAUGAUACUAUUCUUAUAAAUAGUUUGCUGAGUUCUCCUGGCCAAGGUUAUCUUUAUAACUUUCAGACAAAGGAGCUUUAUGAUUUCAGUUAUGGACAUGAGCCAGCAGCAGGUCCUACAAGAUUUGGAGACUACUUUGUGACCAAAUGUGGUGUGCUUAUCAUGUCACUAUUUGUUUUCUUCACAACCACCAUGUCAGUUUCAUUUACGCUCAGAGAAACACAGUCCCGCAUGCUUAAAUUUACAGUGCAGCUACAACACCAUGCGCGCCAUCAGCUUCCCACAUUUCAAUUGAUUUUUGUGCAUGUUAUUGAAUCUUUGGUUUUUGUACCGAUUAUGAUCGGGAUUCUGUUUUUUCUAUUUGAGUUCUAUGAUGACCAGUUACUCGCAUUUCUCGUAUUAACCCUUGUUUGGUUGUGUGAACUAUUUAUGAUGAUCAGUGUAAGGACAUCAAUAUCAGUGCUGUUCUUUCCACGCUUCUUCUUGCUCUAUUUCCUAGUUUUUCACAUCUACUUCUUCUCUUAUGCUUAUGGUUUCUCAUACCUAGCCUUUUCUGCCACUGCCGCAUUCAUGCAGCACCUAAUAUUAUACUUCUGGAACCGCUUUGAGGUACCAGCUCUUCAGCGGUUCAUCAGGAGUCGAGCUCAUCCACAGCAACAGCCUGGCGUGCAGAUUGAAUCCUCUACCAUUUAUGCCUCCACUUUCCAUAUUGCUAGAGUAAAUGCGACAGAAACUGGUGAAGAAAACAGUGACCUUGGAACUGCAGAGGACCUCCACACAGUUUCAAAUCAUUCUAUGACCAAUCUCUCGGGCCAAGCUGAAAAUAGAGGCAGAAGUCAUGAAGAAGAUGAAGAAGGCAGCCCCCUCCCCUUUCCCGAUCCAGCAAACCCUCAACAAGCAGAAAAUGCGGCUCCUGGUGGCGGCCACAGCUUAUUGCUCUGGUUAUUAGGCGGAGGCUCUUCCGAAGGGAUUGUCUCCUUAUUUUCUAUGUUCAGAGAUGUGAGAGAUCAGGGCCAAGAUUUCGCAGAUUCACCCACACGCAAUAAUGAAAAUGAACAAGCUAUGUAGAUCUGAUCGAACGGAUUUCUUAUAUGUUUGGGAGUAACGUAAUCAGAUGCUUGAGAGGCAGUAUCCAAAUUUUCUCGAGCAGAAUCACUUUUGCCGUCUUUGAAGGAUUACGGGAUUCACUGAGGACACAGCUUGCAGAUUAUACAGGUCCGAUUUGGUUUUUGAUGUUUAAGUUGUUAUAUCGAUCAGCAAUAUCUUUUUUCUCUCUGUUGUUAUCGCAAGUAAAGGCACUUUGUACCACUUGCAGGAUGGAUAAGCGUAACAUAUAUAGUAUACUCCUGUCACAUAGUAUAAGUCUGUUUCCAGUCACGUAGAAGCAGUCUGACAUUCUCCUCCUAGUGGUAUUUGCUAGCUGUGAAAGUUUUUGGCAUCUCUUGUACUCCAUGAGCUAGAGAAUGGCUUGAUUUCAUUAAUCCUCCUCUCUUCUUUUCAUCAGAAGCUUGCAGAACUUGAUAGUUGGUGUUAAGUACCGGCCAUCCUGCAAGUUUCAAUUCUCAUGCUUGUCUCAUUUUAGAUAUGAAGAUUGGUGUACUCUUGAGCUUUGGCUGUUUUGAAAAUAAGUUUUAAAUAA